AUGCGCUUCCAAUUCAGCACCGCGCUGACUGCAGCACUGGGGCUGGCUUCGUCCGCAGAUGCCCUCAAGAUCCUAAUGGGGAAUGACGACGGGUUUGGGAGUGGAAACCUGAGAGAAUUGUACAAAUUGCUGGUCGGCGCCGGUCAUGAUGUUCUCAUUGUCGCCCCCGCCCAACAGCAGUCUGGCAAAGGCACCACCGUCAUCUGGUCCGAGUCAGCAAACCUUACAGUCCCAUCCCAAUACAACAUUGUUCCUGCAGGCGCGCCAUCAGUAGGACGCGAUCCAUCCGACGACAACAUAUGGUACUAUGAUGGCACCCCAGCGGCAUGUACCUUUGUUGCCCUCGACUAUGUGCUCCCGCGGUAUUAUCCCGAGUGGCACCAGACAGCGGAUCUAUUCAUUGCCGGACCGAAUUACGGCACGAACCUCGGUCCGUUCGUAAUGGCACUGAGCGGCACUGUAGGCGCAACCAUUGCGGCUGUAUCACGUUCCAUUCCUGGUUUUGCGACCAGCGCGAGCAACAAGGCGGUUCCGUAUUUCAACGUGACAGGCGCUGCUCAUCCCGCAGCGCAGGCAGCCAAGGUCACCUUCGACAUCGUCAAUGAGUUCAUCAAGAACACACCGGAGGGUCAACAAGUCCUCCCGCUCGGGUACGGCGUCAACAUCAACCUCCCCGAGCUCGCCAACGGUACCAUGCCUCCAGUAGUCAAGUCCCGACUCACUGGUCAGGCUAACACAGACGUGGCCGUGUUCAACGAGACGACUGGGUUAUUCACUUGGGACAACGUCGAUCCUGUUGCCGCAGGUAUCAAUGCUGCUUACAGCGGGGACACGAGCCUUCCUGGAGAGACCUGGGUCGUUGGUGGGGGUAGCAUUAGUGUUAGUGCGUUCACUCUGGACUGGUCUGCGCCGAGCAUCGAGUAUACUGAUGCUGUAUAUGGAAAGGCUGAGAGCUUGUUCAGCGGGCGCUCAGCUACGAAAAAGGCGUACAGCAAGAGGAUGGUUGAAGAGCGAAUGCACAAGAGAGGUGUAAUAUUGAAUGGAAGGGAUGGCGGAGCUUGA
This is a messenger RNA of Pyrenophora tritici-repentis Pt-1C-BFP, 1062 nucleotides long. Its product is annotated as SurE, acid phosphatase. NCBI's taxonomy places the organism in Eukaryota, Fungi, Ascomycota, Dothideomycetes, Pleosporales, Pleosporaceae. Gene Ontology annotation, molecular function: nucleotidase activity. The record is from RefSeq and is a predicted model, not a curated record.